Molecule: messenger RNA, 1296 nt
Organism: Fusarium musae
Lineage: Eukaryota; Fungi; Ascomycota; Sordariomycetes; Hypocreales; Nectriaceae
Exons: 1
Coding region: 1-1296 (431 amino acids)
Molecular function (GO): protein binding
Source: RefSeq, a predicted model, not a curated record
AUGUUCCCCUCGACUCUCUCAUAUACCCAAGUGCGGGACUUUGCGUACCCUGCUACCCAUCCUCUGCACUACGGGCCGCCGCCAGAACCUUCGGGACCGCCUUCCGGUAUGACAACGCCCGCAAGCGAGCAUCGUAGGUUAUCAGAUCCCCCAGUGUCGUGGGAAACACGUAUGCCUUGGGAGUCGUGGGGUACAGAUGGAUUCAACCGUGGUCAUGAUUUGGCCCCCAUCCAAUUCGACGGUGGGCCCCCAUAUAGCGAAGACGAGGAUCUGCAAAGCCCUGUUGUAGCUACACGGCACCGCAAGCAUAAGUCAACCUCGGCGGCGACAACCCUGAGGGGGAGGACAGGUCGCGAUCUUGAUAUGCAUUCUACCAACUAUGAUCAUGAGCGGGGCUACUAUAUGGGAACUAGCGGAGACGGUAGCGAAACAUACUAUGUCAAUAACGGCGGCGAGGCCAACGGCUCUGGUGGAGAUUUUGUUACAUAUCCUCCGGAGCAGGCAAGACACAGUCGGGCAUAUCACAUUGCCCAGCAACCCCGGGCUGCCGAGGGCGGUGAGUACUAUCAGCCCGAGUCUGACAGUUCCCCAUCGUCUCCAGGCUACAAUGACGAGGACCAGUCUCGCUAUUCACGAGAUUACCAGUUUACUAUUACAUCGCCGGACGAGGAGUUCCACGGCAAAGCCGUCGCCCUGUUCGAUUUCGAGCGGGAAAACGAGAACGAAUUGCCUCUAGUUGAGGGCCAGAUUAUCUGGGUGUCGUAUCGGCACGGGCAAGGUUGGCUGGUGGCUGAGGAUCCGAAGACGCAGGAAAGCGGCCUGGUGCCCGAGGAGUAUGUCCGACUACUUCGCGAUAUCGAGGGAGGAAUGAACAGCUUGGCUGGUCACCUUGUGGAGGGAACUGGCUCCCCUGAUGUGGGCACACCUACUCAAGCGGAGCAUAGCGGUCAAUAUGGCCAUACUCCAUCUUCCAGCAAUGCGACUAACGGGUACCAUCAGCCAAUCGUGUCGAUGUUCUCGACCUCGAGCAAAGACCUUGACCCGUAUCCCACUGAGCAACUGGGCCUCCACUCCGGACAACCGCCUCCCCAAGUUAUUCACUAUCACGGGCAACGGGGAGGUAGCCAAGCAAACACGCCGACGAUUGCUCAGCCUCAAGAUACUGGUAUUUUGAGGAGGCAGAGUCACGACGGUGGAACAAAGAGGGACUCGAAUGUUACACCAGUACAGACGAAGCCACCAAUGGAGUUGGCCGAGCCAGGGGGCUCUGAGGAAGCGAGGGGAGAGGAAAGGUGA